AACAAACAAGAAAACAUUGUAAAUUAGCUGCUGGUCUUAACUACAACAUUUAAAUAAAUCGCUGGUCAUGCAGAGGAAUCUACUGCUAUUAGCCACCCUCCUGGUGGUUGCUUGGGCUCAUCCCGAGCCUAAACUGCUGCGUGUGCCGUUAAAUAAAUUCACAACAGCACGCCGGCAUUUCGCUGAUGUUGGUACCGAGCUGCAGCAGUUGCGCAUUAAGUACGGCGGGGGUGAUGCACCCGAACCAUUAUCCAAUUAUCUCGAUGCGCAGUACUAUGGCCCCAUAUCGAUCGGGUCACCUGCUCAAAAUUUUAAGGUAGUAUUCGAUACAGGCUCCUCCAAUCUAUGGGUGCCCAGCAAGAAGUGUCACCUGACCAACAUUGCUUGCCUGAUGCAUAACAAAUAUGAUGCCACCAAGUCCUCGACCUACAACAAGAACGGCACCGAGUUUGCUAUUCACUACGGCUCGGGCAGUUUGUCGGGCUAUCUGUCCACAGAUACCGUUAACAUUGCUGGAUUGGAUAUUAAGCAGCAAACCUUUGCUGAGGCAUUAAGUGAACCUGGUUUGGUCUUUGUGGCUGCGAAAUUCGAUGGCAUCCUCGGUUUGGGCUACAGCUCUAUAUCUGUAGAUGGUGUUAAGCCACCAUUUUAUGCUAUGUAUGAGCAGGGAUUGAUCUCCGCGCCUGUGUUCUCCUUCUAUCUGAAUCGCAAUCCUGCGGCACCAGAGGGCGGCGAGAUUAUCUUUGGUGGCUCCGAUCCUAAUCAUUACACUGGCGACUUCACCUAUUUGCCCGUAACACGCAAGGCCUACUGGCAGGUUAAGAUGGACUCUGCGCAGCUGAACGACUUGGAGCUCUGCAAGGGUGGCUGCCAGGUUAUUGCUGAUACAGGCACCUCGCUAAUUGCGGCACCUGCUGCAGAGGCCACAUCCAUUAAUCAGGCUAUUGGCGGCACACCCAUUGUCGGUGGUCAGUACAUUGUUUCCUGUGACUUGAUACCCAAAUUGCCAGUCAUCAAGUUUGUGCUGGGCGGCAAAACCUUUGAGCUUGAGGGCAAGGACUAUAUCUUACGUGUGGCGCAAAUGGGCAAGACCAUCUGCCUGUCUGGCUUCAUGGGCAUGGACAUUCCACCACCCAAUGGUCCGCUCUGGAUUCUGGGCGAUGUCUUCAUUGGCAAAUACUAUACUGAGUUUGACAUGGGCAAUGAUCGCGUGGGCUUUGCCGAUGCCAAGUAAAGUCGCAGCUUUGAACAAAAUUAAUAAUACUAUAUACCUAUAUGUAUACUAAAUUCCAAAUUAAAAAGACUAAACAAUUGAAAAAUUGUAUAUGUUAA
This is a messenger RNA of Drosophila busckii, 1332 nucleotides long. Its product is annotated as lysosomal aspartic protease. Gene Ontology annotation, cellular component: lysosome. Lineage: Eukaryota; Metazoa; Arthropoda; Insecta; Diptera; Drosophilidae. Bases 68 to 1234 code for a protein of 388 amino acids. Gene Ontology annotation, biological process: cell death; proteolysis. The record is from RefSeq and is a predicted model, not a curated record. The transcript is spliced from 2 exons. Gene Ontology annotation, molecular function: aspartic-type endopeptidase activity.